Messenger RNA from Doryrhamphus excisus (bluestripe pipefish), 1975 nucleotides. RefSeq lists its product as uncharacterized. Gene Ontology annotation, molecular function: RNA polymerase II cis-regulatory region sequence-specific DNA binding; DNA-binding transcription repressor activity, RNA polymerase II-specific. Gene Ontology annotation, biological process: negative regulation of transcription by RNA polymerase II; regulation of immune system process; regulation of cytokine production. Lineage: Eukaryota; Metazoa; Chordata; Actinopteri; Syngnathiformes; Syngnathidae. Gene Ontology annotation, cellular component: nucleoplasm. The record is from RefSeq and is a predicted model, not a curated record.
CGCAUGCGCAUACUGGUUGCCACCUUUGAAAGUAUUUUCCGGGUAUUCUUCGGAGAAUAUGACCCAGACAGACGUUGAGCGACAGUUUUAUUCGUGUCAGUCUCGGUGAACUUUGACGUUUCCCAGUCUACUUUAGCUUAGCUUGCUAGCUAACAACAAAGAGACCCGGAAGUGAUGAACAGAUAGAUCGCUAAGCGGAGGUUAAAGUGUUGCUGUAGUCCGAAAAUGUGUAAAGUCCAAAUGCUGAGAGCGUUGGUGAAUCAGCGGCUCACUGCGGCUGUCGAGGAAAUAUUUGUAGUGUUGGAAAGAACGAUAGCAGAGUACGAGGAGGAACUUUGUCGAAAAAAAGAGGAGAAUGAGCGACAACGUCAACUGCUGGAGGCUGUGUUCAAGGAGCCUCAGGUUGUCUUACACAAAGCAGACGUCAGUGAAGGACAUCUUCCCCAUGAGCAGACGGAGUGGAGCUCCAGGAUGGAGCAGGAGGAGCCACAGCCCCUCAACAUUAAAGAAGAAGAUGAGGAUCACAGCAUCCCUCAGGGGGGAGAGCGUUUCAAAGGACUGGAGGAGUUCCCAGUGAUUGUCGUCACUGUAAAGAGUGAAGAUAAUGAAGGUGAAAGUGAGGAGAAGAGAGAAGCGGAGCCUCCAGGCUGCAGCUCGACUCAACACAUAACAGAAGCCGAUGGAGACCACUGUGGACGAUCACCAGCACACAACCUCUUAGCUCCGCUAUCUGAUAGCGACGACACAACGUCACACUCUCCUGACACGGAUGAUGACGACUCUAAAGCCGAUAUGACACGUCACGAUGACAACACACGCUGUAAGUGCUCGCACUGUGACAAAACCUUUGUUGACAAGGGAAAUCUGAUCAAACACAUGAGAUAUCACACGGGAGACAAACGCUUUGCCUGCUCAGUUUGUGGUAAAAGAUUCUACCAGCGGUCACAUUUGAAAGUACACACACGAGUACACACUGGAGAGAAACCUUUUCCUUGCACGGUUUGCGGUAAAGGAUUCAAUCAAAAAGCUGAGUUGGCGAGACACACGCGAACACACACUGGAGAAGAGAAACCAUUUGCUUGCAUGGUUUGUGGGAAAAGAUUCAACCAAAACGUGGAACUAGUAAGACACACAAGAACACACACUGGAGAUAAACCUUUUCCUUGCACGGUGUGCGAUAAGAGUUUCUAUCAAAAAGGCGACUUGAAUAGACACACAAGAAUACACACUGGAGAGAAACCAUUUUCUUGCACAUUUUGCGGCAAAAGCUUCUCUCAGAAGAUAUAUUUAAUAGGACACACGAGAACACACACGGGAGAGAAACCCUUCCCUUGCACAGUGUGUGAGAAAAGAUUCUCUCAAAAAGGCGACUUAAAUAGACACACGAGAAUACACACCGGAGAGAAACCAUUUCCUUGCACAUUUUGUGGUAAGAGUUUCACCAAGAAGAUAUUUCUGAUCAGACACGCAAGAACACACACGAGAGAAAAAAAACUUUCUUGUUCAAUAUGCGGCGAGCAAUUCGCAAGUGGUACAAACUUGACUGAACACGUAAGAAUCCACACUGGGGAGAAACAUCAACAUUCAGCAGCUCCAUGAUUGGAUCACGAAGACCCCAAAGAGGCAACCUGUGGUCUUCUUGUCAACUCCAUGCUUGUUGGAAAACGAUGCUAUAUUCGCACUUUGGACACAACCUGCCAGCAGUUUAGACAUGAGUGGGGGAACGGUACAUUUACACUUUCCAAGCUGUACACGGACUAUUAUAGUAUUUUCUUUUGUAUUGUCCCAUGAAAAUACAUGGAAUAUUUACAGAAAAGUAUGGCAACGGUCACAUUAUUGUCAAGAUUGCGAAUGAGCAUGUCUGAAUUGAAUUAUUUUAUAAUGUAUAAUUCUAUUGAUAAUAGAAAUUAGACAGGUUACGUCCAUGGUUCCACUCAGUGACCGACUUUUUGUGUGUUGUGAUUGACUUUUGUCA